CGAGACGGGCGUGUUUGGCCAACUCUGGCCGAAUCAUGGAGUACUUGAAACGCGAAAUACCUGUGUGCGAAGUUUGCCAGCAACCAGCUAACCAGACGUGCGGGGGAUGCAAACAGGUCUACUACUGCUCAAGGGCUCACCAAAAACUGGGAUGGCGUGAGGGUCACAGGCUGAAAUGUUGCGCUUUUAAAAUACAAAUAUCGGACACUUUAGGACGGCAUAUGAUAGCUACGAGAGACAUAAAGCAAGGCGAAAUGAUUUUAAAAGAAAAGCCUGCAGUACUCGGGCCGAAAAUUUGCUCUCCAGCUCUUUGCUUAACGUGCGGGAAAAGAUUAGAACCACUGCGUGAUACCUGUGACUUUUACAAGUGCACAAAAUGCCAAUGGCCCAUGUGCGGACCUCAGUGUGAGAAAUCAGACGUACAUAAGCCAGAAUGCAAUGCAAUGUGCAAUAGAAAGUAUCGCUGUCGUAUCAAAUAUGAAUCUCCCGAUAAAGUUGAGUCUGCUUACUGCGUCAUUUCACCGAUGAGAGUUUUAUUAAUGAAGGAGUCAGAUCCACUACAAUAUGACAACAUAAUGAACUUGGAAUCACAUCUGGACGAAAGAAUCAAUACACCAUUGUAUCUGGUUCUAAAAGCUAAUUUGGUCACGUUUAUCAACCAAGUCUUAGGACUUCCUUUCGACGAGGAGACAAUAUUGAAAGUAGCCUCAAUAUUUGAUACUAAUUCAUUUGAUGUUAGAUCUCCUGAUGGAACCAAAAAGCUGCGUGGUAUUUAUUUGACUUCUUCGAUGAUGGAUCACAGCUGCCUGCCGAAUACCAAACACGUUUUCGUUGGCGAUGAGUAUCAUUUGGCGGUUAUCGCAACCGUGCCGAUAGCUAAAGGCGAAUUGAUUACUGCUACGUACACUCAAUCUCUAUGGGGAACCUUGGAGCGGCGAAAGCAUUUGAAAACAAACAAAUGGUUUGAUUGCACGUGUGCAAGAUGUCAGGAUCCCACCGAAUUUGGCACGUACUUAGGCAAUAUCUAUUGUUCGCUGUGCAAUUUUUUGGGAAACGAAAAUGUAAGCAGACCGAUGCUAGUUUCAACGAAUCCAUUAGAAGAAAACGCGCCGUGGAAAUGUGAAAAAUGCGAUCAUUCUAUUUUGAGCCGACAGAUGGUUUCGGGGAAUAACGUUUUAAAUCAAGAACUAAGCAAAGUGGACAAGAGAGGCCCUAAAGAUUUUGAAGAGUUCAUUGGAAAGUACAGUCAAAUUUUGCAUCCGAAAAAUCAUUUGGUCGUCCAAGCGAAGCUGGCACUGGUCCAAAUUUAUGGAAACUAUAAAGGUUACACUUUAUCUGAAUUGUCAGAUAAUCUGCUAAAACGUAAAAUUGACAUCUGCUAUGAGUUGCUCGAGAUCGCUGACAAGCUGGAACCGGGCUGGACUAAGUUCCGGGGAACGUUACUCCUGGAUUUGCAAGCUGCAAUGACGAUGCAGACGAAGAGAGACUAUGAAUCUGGAAAGUUGACAAAAGAAGGAACCCAGGAUCAAUUGAUGCAACGCAUGGGAUUAUUGCAAGAAGCGACGAAUAUCCUGAAAGUGGAACCAAACAUGAAAGAAACCCUGGAAAUGAAGAUUCAAGAACUAAAUGGACUUUUAGAUGGAGAUGGUGAUGUAAAUAGUAAUAUAGUUUAAGUGAACAAAUGAAUCUACCAUAUAAUAUGAUGUACUGUUUAAUAUAAUAAUUAAAUACUUAUUUCUAAAUCAAAGAUGUCAAGGAAAGAAUGCAGUAUGAGAAAUAUAUAACUCUGGAUAUAAUAAAGGGAAUGAAUCAAAAUAACUUUGUAAUUAAAAUAAAUCUAAGUGGACAGUAUUGAUAUGCGACAAAAGUUAGUGAAUAAAUUUGUAGUACCUUCAUUUUUAUAUCUUAAAUUACAUAUCUAGUAGAGUUCAUCCAUACUACCUGGAGUCACUACAUUGAUCC
Messenger RNA from Bombyx mandarina (wild silkworm), 1962 nucleotides. Its product is annotated as SET domain-containing protein SmydA-8. Gene Ontology annotation, molecular function: protein binding. NCBI's taxonomy places the organism in Eukaryota, Metazoa, Arthropoda, Insecta, Lepidoptera, Bombycidae. The record is from RefSeq and is a predicted model, not a curated record.